AUGGAGCAUGAUGAUCAAUUUUUUCCAAAGGAAUUGGAGACUGAAAUCCUGUUAAGGUUGCCGGCGAUAUCCCUUAUCCGAUUCAAGUGCGUAUGUAAGUCAUGGUGCUCCACCAUUAACAGCCAUUCUUUCAGUACCCAACUCCUAUUCCAUCAAAACGACAACGACAACAACAGCAGUAAUCGUUAUCUCCUCCUCGAUACCACCAAUUUCCCUUUGGGAAAAACUACUCGCAGGCUUUCUUACCACACACUUAGAGCUAUGCAGACACUAUGCCCUGCAAUUGACCCUAAAUUAGGAAAAAAUUACUAUAUUGCCUGUGCGUGCAAUGGUCUUGUCUUGUUUCGUUAUUUCAAUAUUGAAACCAAGUGGGGCCUAUGGAACCCCACAAAUGGACACACAAAGCUUCUCCCCCCAUCUUCCUCGCCCGAUGCCUUGAAUUUGAAGAAAAGCCAUAAUGAUAUUUCCUAUCGCAAUGUGGGGUUUGGUUUUGAUAUCAAAACUAUGGAUUACAAGGUGGUCAUGAUAUACAUGACCGGUGGCACUGUUGUGUUGGAGAUGUACAGCUUAAAAUCAAACUCUUGGGCAACUAUACCAAUUUCUUUAGAUGGGGGAUUAAUAAUAAUAACAAAAAAACAUUGUCAUGGUGUUUUUAACAAUGGAAUGCUUUCCUGGAAAGCAAUUGAAAUAAGAUACAAGGAGGGUGUUCAGGAUCAGUAUGAUGGAUUUCGCCAUGUGAUUAUUUCACUAAACCUGAGCUGCAGUGAGACAAUAGUAAUAACACCCUUGCCACCUGGUACUCGAAAUCUUCCUUUUGGCAAAUUUAAUUAUCCUGUGCUUUAUGAGGAGUCCCUUGCUCUCGUUGAUCAUCUUUUCAGUCCUGAUCGCUCAGCAAAAAGUUUUGAUAUAUGGGUAUUGGGUGAAUAUGGUGUCAAAGAGUCGUGGAAGAAGCUAUUCAGUGUUGGACCUCUUCAAGACGUUAAGCGAAUAUUGGGAUUUUGGAAGGAUGGUAAGGUUUUUAUUGAGACAUUUUAUAAGGCCAAGUUUAUCCGUGAUCAAGUUCAAAACAUCAAUUUAUUUGAAAAUGAGCUGCUUUUGCUUGACAUUGCUACCCGACAAACAACAAGUCUUCAAAUUUAUUCCGAACGAGAUUUUGAACAGAUGUUUUACCUAUAA
This is a messenger RNA of Ziziphus jujuba (common jujube), 1176 nucleotides long. Its product is annotated as F-box/kelch-repeat protein At3g23880-like. The transcript has a single exon. The record is from RefSeq and is a predicted model, not a curated record. NCBI's taxonomy places the organism in Eukaryota, Viridiplantae, Streptophyta, Magnoliopsida, Rosales, Rhamnaceae. The coding region runs from base 1 to 1176 and encodes 391 amino acids. Gene Ontology annotation, molecular function: protein binding.